AUGAUUGGAACACGUCAUCAUCCAUUUGUUGUUUCUAUUACACGAGAUGCUAAAGGAACAUUUCAAUUUACAUCAACACCAGAAGACGUUCUCUUCGGUAUUGAUAGUGAUUCACCGACACGUCCGUUUGGUGAUAGCAAAAGUGAAUGGUCGUUCAGUGCCAGUGGUAAUUCAUUUGCUUUCACUCGACAACAUGAUGAAACAAGUGCAGUAGCUUGGUCAACUAAUCUAGAUAUUUACACUGUUGAUUUGACCAUAUCCAACAUACAACCUGUAUGUAUCACAUGUGAGAAUUUAGCUGCGGAUACAGAUCCAACAUAUUCACCCAUUGAUGAAAAUGUGCUGGUCUAUCGAUCACAAUCAAUUCCUGGCUACGAAUCGGAUCAAUUCAAAGUAAAGUUAUUCAAUGGUUCAAAUGUCAGAACUUUGCUCGAUAAUUGGGAUCGAAGUAUUCAGGCUAUAACCUGGUCAAACAAUGGUCAAUCACUGUUUCUGGAAUUGGGCGAAUACGCAGAUCAUGUAAUUUAUAAACUAAGUAAUGUACAAUCUCCUGAUGCAGAAGCUUCCAUCGUGCUGGUCUCUGGAUCAUCACAUGAUAUCAAUCCUCAUCCGAAAGACGAGGAAACAUUUCUAUACACUGGUCAAACUCUUACUGAACCGAUCAAUAUCUGGUUACACCGAUUAUCCACAGUUGAUCAACCAAUCACUACACAUAAUAAAAACCUAUUGGAUAAGAUGCAAAGAAGCGAUGCAGAGAAAUUUAUGUUUGUCGGCGCCAAGAAUGAGAAAGUGUGGGGUUGGCAUCUACCACCGACAAAUGGCACUGAUCAAAAAGCACCUCUGGCAUUUCUUAUUCACGGUGGUCCACAGAAUAGUUGGUACAAUACAUGGGGAUUUGGAUGGAGUUUUCAGGUGUUCGCUGCACAAGGUUACGCAGUUAUUGCCAUCAAUUUUCAUGGAUCGGAUUCGUAUGGGCAAAACUUUACUGAUAGUAUCACCGGUCAAUAUGGUACAUUACCCUAUGAGGAUCUUCAGUUGGGCCUCACCGCUGCUCUAGAACAAUACAGCUAUAUUGAUGCUAAUGGAGCAGUGGCAUUGGGUGCUAGUUAUGGCGGUUUUAUGAUCAAUUGGAUUGCUGGACAUCCAGAAAUGAGUCAGCGUUUUAGAGCACUUGUGAAUCAUGAUGGUCUCUUUGAUAUGAGAGGAAUGGCUUAUUCAACGGACGAAUUGUGGUUCACUGAACAUGAUGCAGGUGGUUUCACUCCAUAUGACAAUCCUGAGGCCUUUGAAAAAUUCAAUCCAGUCAAUCAUGUUGCGAAUUGGACUCAACCAAUGCUAAUUAUUCAAGGUGGUCGUGAUUAUCGAGUACCAGAUACACAAAGUAUAGGCGCAUUUACAGCUUUGCAACGACGUGGUAUUCCAAGUCGAUUGCUCUAUAUGCCAAAUGAAAACCAUUGGACACUGAAUCCUCUGAAUUCAAUUGUUUGGUAUGAAAAAGUGCUAGACUGGAUGCGUCAAUGGACAAAAUAG
Rotaria sp. Silwood1 is the source of this 1530-nucleotide messenger RNA. The record is from the annotation of a GenBank genome assembly. NCBI's taxonomy places the organism in Eukaryota, Metazoa, Rotifera, Eurotatoria, Philodinida, Philodinidae.